CCGGCGGCCGCAGGAGCCUUCCCCGCCCGGCCGCGGCAGGGCCGGGCUGCCCCGCACCGCCGAGCAGGAGCGGCCGGAGGAUGGUGCUCAUCACACUGAAGCUUCAGACACCCUCGGCUAGGGAGCAGCCUGGCCAAGGAAGACAGCGAGGGUUUGCGGUCUGACCUGCACAGCUGGUGGGGCGAUGAAGCUGAAUGAGCGCAGCGUGGCCCACUACGCCACCUGCGACUCGCCUGCCGACCACACCGGCUUUCUGCGCAAGCGGGUGGAGCGGCACCACCACCAUGCCCACCACCAUGGCACCUCCUACCAGCGCCGCUGGUUCGUCCUCAAGGGCAACCUCCUCUUCUACUUUGAGGAGCGGGAGAGCCGGGAGCCUGUGGGGCUGGUGGUCCUGGAGGGCUGCACUGUGGAGCUGUGCGAGGCUGCUGAGGAGUUCGCCUUUGCCAUCCGCUUUGAUGACGCUGGUGCCAGGGCUUAUGUGCUGGUGGCCGAUGGGCAGGCUGCCAUGGAGGCCUGGGUGAAGGCACUCUCACGGGCCAGCUUCGACUACAUGCGGCUGGUGGUAAGGGAGCUGGAGAAGCAGCUGGAGGAGGCUUGCAAGAGCUUGGCUGCUUGCCGUAAGUCUCCACAGAGGUCCUCCUCUGGCAGGAAGAGGCAUCUCUCCAACCCUGCCUUGCAGCCUCUCCAGGAGAAGCCCACCACCCUGGAGAACGGCUACUCCACAUGGAGUAGUGGUGGUUGUGUCGCCAGUGGGGCCACCUGCACUGACCAUGAUGGGGGGCAAACAAAGCCCCCGCCCCUGCCUCCACGCCGGCGCUCGGCCACUGGCAGUGCCACAGGAUCCCCAGCACCUGGCCUCUCACCUGCCAUGCUGGAGAGCCCAGUGUCACCAGAAACGAUCUGCUUCUCCAAGCUGCACAACUGGUACGGGCAGGAGAUCGCAGUGCUGAGGCGGGAAUGGCAGGAGAGGCAGAAGAGGGGACACCCGUGACUGGGGGUGCAGGACACAAGACACUGGCCAGCUGUGCCCGGCAGCCUGUCCUGCAUGCGGGAAGAGUGAAGUGAGGGACACUGCUUGCCCCAGCCCUCAGGAGUGGCUGAAUGUGCUGUGUGCGUAUGCUUCACUUGGGAGGGACUCAAAUCUCCUCUAAACCUCACAUUUAAUUUCCAUGAAGCUUUAUACAGCUGGAGAGUGUGUAAUGCCAGGGGAGCCACCUUUAUUUAAACUCUCUCUGCUGGAAAUAGGAGCUGCCCAAAUCAGCACAUAUGUAGUGAACCUCAGCCAACGGGCUUGGCCACUUGCUGUCCUGACGUGGUGGAUGCUCCAAGUGUUUCAUCCCUUAACCCUCCUUCACCACAUUUUUUGGUUUUGUUUCUCAGUGUGGAAGUUUGUUUUUGGUCAGUGUUUAUUACUGUCUGUGGUACUGUACCAAGGUCCUUCUGCCUUUGUUCUUCUGCAGCAGAUAAGGCUGGGCUCUUAUGAAGUGCCUCUGACAGGUCACUGGCCCUGGCACAUGCCUCCAGCCUUGUGCCUCUCUCACUACAGGACGUGUAAGCCGCUGCAGCUGUUGCUGGCCCAGCAGCUGGGGCUUUUGCAUUGUUUCUUUACUUUCCUCUGCAUUAAUCUUUCUUUCAGCUAAAUCCUUCAGGAUGUGGAUAUCAUGGUCUUGUAACUAUCUCUUUGUGUGCUCAUAUUCAGCAGCAAGUCUGAAAUGGAGACAGAGAACUUGGCCUGAAGCCACAGCAAGGAUACCAGGAGCUCCCCAGAGCUGAUCUGGACUCUGUCAAGUGGUAACCAAACCUGCUAAUAUCUCUGGCUCAAGGUUUCCCUGUUCCUGAACAGGGAUGCUAAAGCCUCUUUGCCUGGGCAGGAGUAAAUUUCUCAGCCUUUGCUUAGACCACAGCCCCUGCAAAGUGCCAUAUAGGGCUCAACCAGCUCCUCGGGCUGCUGGCCCAAGAGGGUGUGCAGAGCCACACUCCUGCAGGGCCUCUCAGUGUUGUGGCUUUGCCCAGCUCCUGGCAGUGCUGCACAGUUGGAGGAGGGGCUUUGAAGGAGUGGGGAGGGAGAGAGGGCUGGUCUCAGGAGGAGAAGUGAAUGUGUGGGAGUGAGUUACGGGUGUUGGCAGUGUCUGGGCUUGCCUCUCUAGCACCAAAGCCAUAUCACUACCUUCUACCAAGCCUGCACCUGCCUGCUGGCACUUCCCUCUGAUUUCAUGUCAGCAUUGCUUGGCUGAUCUCUGCAGCACAUCCCAUCCUCCCAGCAGGCUGGGAGGGCUGCAGGAAUGGCACACCUGUCACCUCACUAUGGAAAGAGACUUACCCAUCAGUAGGUCAGAAACCUUGGCCACAAGGCACACGGUACCAGUAGGUGGGUGCCAAGUCCAGGGACUGGAACACUCUUGGGAUGCUUUUUAAAAAUCUCCCUUACCUAGUUGCAUGCUUCCUAUCUAAAAACAUUAAACCUGUUUUUAUUAUCCUGUUUUGUUAAAGAGCUUUUCUAGGAAAGCAAAAGCCCAUUUCAGGUCAUGACAGGCUGGAAUCUUUCAGGACUUAAACACACUUGGCUUCCUACUUUGCAAUAGCCUGUAGAGAUAGCCAAUGCAGAAAUCAAAUUUCUAUUAACUCUUGGUGCCUUUUAAAAAAUGUCACUGGUAGUUUAAGAUUAUGAGCAUCCAGCUUCCUGCCUAAUUAUGGCUAGAUGGUAUAUUAGAGGAGAUCAGAUCUUAAAUUAGAUCUUGCAAAUGACUUUGGGCAGUGAGAAUGUAACCUUCACUUGUGAGUAAUGUAAUCCAGUCCUCUCCAGUUUGUGGCUGUAUUACUUCACAGUAAGGGUCGUCACGUUUGUGAGGAUUAUUUUUGUUCUGCUUUUGUGAAAACAGUUCAGAAAAAUCAGGAGCAGGUGGCCAUGGAGCAAGGCCCUGGCUUCAUCAGCAACUCAGCUGGUUGGAUGUAGGGGCCGUUUCUGCCUCCCUGCCCUGCUGCUUGAAGAGUUUAGUGUUGCAGCAUUCCUGGCUGUAAAUGUGUCCCCUUUCCCAUGCCAGGGCAGCAGCAUCAGGGGAUUGCACUACCUGGUACCUCCUUGCUCUGAGCAUGUGUUUUGGGACCAAUGUCAAAUUUAUCAAGAAUUUUCCUGUGGUUAUUUUUUUUAAUGUAAUACAGAGAGAAUAUUCCUAAUUCUCAGAUUAACGUAAGGCAGAUUGACAGUAAAGACUCAACUUCCAAAACAAAUCAAAAUGUAGUGGCAGUUCCUAUGUGAGGCCCAAGAAUUGGGAGUGACUUGAAGGGAAAAUUAAUUAACAAAGCCAGUUCUGUCAGAACUGAAACUGAGACAGUAUUAUUCAUUUAAGGGCAGUUUAACUUUUAAGAAGCUUAGUUUGUUUUAGUAAGCCAGGAUUGUGCUCAUAACACUAUUAAAGAGCUUAUAUUUAAUGCUUUAAUCUGUCCCAUUCAAACAGCACAAUUUCCAUGCUACCUACUUUUGCGUUAGCACAUAUCCCAACUAAAUCCCCAAUCCUGCAAGUGAGGCACUGCGCUCUGCUUUCCGUCUGAUCGCAUUUGGAAUAUUUUUUUUCUGCAAUUUUAGUUUUAUUCUGCAGUGCUGACAAGAAAAUGGCUGAAUCCUGAUCCACAUUUAUGCUCAGCCCAGCCAUCCUUGCCUGGGCCUUUGCUAGGUCUCCAAAGCACUGCAUGACUUUGGAUGCACUUGAUCAGGGUUUACUCACCAUCCCACUCCUGCAGCAGGAUCCACCCUUUUCUGAGUGCAGAGGGCCAUAAUGGGAGCCAUGCCCAAAUUUGUAUGGGAGUACAGGUUUUUUAAUGACCACUGCCACUUGCUUCAUUAGGCAGGAAGCAGCUGAGUGCUGCAGUGCCUCCUCAGAGAUCGAGGCUAUCGAGCCAGCCCAGCUGAAUUGGUUGUGCUGGCACUGCCUUUGAAGCAGCCCCCAGGUAGGAGAAUGGGAUUUCAGCUUCCUGAGGCUGAACAUUCAGCUGGCUAAUGGAGCAGCCUGUCUGUCUUUCUGCAGGCAGAGAUUGUUGCAGGAAAGUCAGAGAGUUUUCACUGCACAUGGUCCCUGGCCGCAAAAUAAGACUGAUUGCCACCCAGGGUUUUUCUCCAGUCAGUCAGGUUUGGACUAUUUCACCUCCUGCCUUCACUUCCCCUUUUUAUUUUUAAAAAUAUAGAAUGUCUAUCUAAACAGGUUCCUUGGCAAAGGGGGAGCUGAACACUGAAAUUGAAUGGGUACUUUUCUUAAAGUACUCAAGUAAAAUCCUUUUCUAAGAGUUUUCUUUAGUGAAUAAGCAAUGAGAGAAAAGUGCUAAAAUUUAAAAGAAAUUGAAAGAGGAAGGGCAAUUCUGACAUGGCCUUUGUGAGCUGUGCUGAGAAGGGCUCUUAAUCCUGCUAAAACAGUUGAUUUAAUCCUUACAUUUUUCUGAGGCUGGCAUUUCAGAUUUGAGCCUGUAAUAUAUAAUUUCUGCAUAUAUAUAUAUUUUUUUUUUUCAAACGGUGCUGUUUUCCACUGAGUCCUGGUGAAGAGCAACCUGAAGGUUUUACCUGUGGCCACUCUUAGCUAUGUGGUGGACAAUCAUGAACAACAUCAGAGAUUUUGUGUUGCAGUAGCUACUGCACUAAUAGUGCCUGGGGGAGCCACCCCUCAAUGUUACCUCUCUCUCGGCCGCCUUUGCAGAGAAGCUGAAAAAAAAACUCCACUGAAAUAAAUGCACGGGGGCAUCUUUCAAUAGCAGUACAAAAAUUGUGUUCUCUCCUCACAAUUACCUGGAAAACACUAUGAGUGACUCCUGCCUUUCCAAGUGCUUCUAUUUUAGGUAGGACGUAUUCCUGUUUUUAGGAGGCGGUUUUGCAUGCGCCUUUGUUUUACACGCGGAACUCGUAUUAUACAUUGCAUUGUUCAGAGUUUGUUUUACACGCGGAACUUGUAUUACGCAUCGCAUUACAUUGUUUAGAGUUUGUACUUUAUGCAGUGAAGCCGAAUAAACCGGUUUGUUUUCUA
This is a messenger RNA of Catharus ustulatus (Swainson's thrush), 5009 nucleotides long. It is a transcript of the gene PHETA2, whose product is annotated as PH domain containing endocytic trafficking adaptor 2. Gene Ontology annotation, biological process: retrograde transport, endosome to Golgi; endosome organization; receptor recycling. Bases 185 to 994 code for a protein of 269 amino acids. Gene Ontology annotation, cellular component: recycling endosome; early endosome; trans-Golgi network. The transcript has 3 exons. NCBI's taxonomy places the organism in Eukaryota, Metazoa, Chordata, Aves, Passeriformes, Turdidae. The record is from RefSeq and is a predicted model, not a curated record.